AUUUCCUAACAGAAAUCUGAGUGGAUGACAACUACAUGCAACCAUGCACUUUAUGCAAUCUGUGAUGUAUUUACCCAAUUUUAUGAAGCUUUAAAUGAGAUCCUUCUUCCUGAUAUAUUUGCACAGUUACACUGGUGUGUAAAACAAGAUAAUGAGCAGUUGGCUCGAUCAGGUACAAAUUGUCUAGAAAAUCUGGUAAUACUGAACGGACAGAAAUUCAGUCCUGAAGUCUGGGGCCAAACGUGCACUUGUAUGCUAGAAAUCUUCAAAACUACCAUUCCUCAUGUCUUGCUUACAUGGAGGCCUGCAGGCAUGGAGGAGGAUUCGGCUGAAAAACACUUGGAUUUGGAUCUAGAUCACCAGUCUCUAAGCAGCAUGGAUAAAAAUGCUUCAGAAAGAGGACAGAGUCAAUUUUCAAAUCCUACAGAUGAAAGCUGGAAAGGUGGUGCUUAUACAAACCAGAAAUUAUUUGCUGGCCUUCUUAUAAAGUGUGUGGUACAGCUGGAAUUGAUACAGACCAUUGAUAAUAUAGUAUUUUAUCCAGCAACAAGCAAGAAGGAAGAUGCUGAGCACAUGGCUGCAGCUCAG
Molecule: messenger RNA, 588 nt
Organism: Tinamus guttatus (white-throated tinamou)
Lineage: Eukaryota; Metazoa; Chordata; Aves; Tinamiformes; Tinamidae
Source: RefSeq, a predicted model, not a curated record